Dromiciops gliroides (monito del monte) is the source of this 2569-nucleotide messenger RNA. It is a transcript of the gene ODF2L, whose product is annotated as outer dense fiber of sperm tails 2 like. The transcript has 17 exons. Bases 1 to 2082 code for a protein of 693 amino acids. NCBI's taxonomy places the organism in Eukaryota, Metazoa, Chordata, Mammalia, Microbiotheria, Microbiotheriidae. Gene Ontology annotation, cellular component: ciliary basal body; centrosome. The record is from RefSeq and is a predicted model, not a curated record. Gene Ontology annotation, biological process: negative regulation of cilium assembly.
AUGCAGGAGCCCCCAGUGCCAAGCUCGCCUCUUUUGGGCGGUGCCGCGGCGGCCGCCCGCCCCUCCCCGAGUGUGCUGCCCUACGAAGGCUUCCCCAGAACCGAUUCGUGGACUAGGGAGGAAUGUACUGGGAUGCCGGCACCUCUCUUUCAGUCUGACCAGGGUGAUCCAUCUCAUUCCAGAAAUCAAAGACAGGCAUUUCAUCCUCAUCCUUUUCAUUUUGCAGCUUGCCUGGAAAAGGAACUCCCAAAGCCAAAUCUAGAUUCUAUUAUUGGGUUUAUGGAUAAGCCAGAAAAACAUGAAAGUCGUUCUGAAGAACUGCCAUCCCACCCUCCAAGUAAACCACAAGAAAAUAAUCAUCCAUGGAGUACAAGUGAAAAUGACGUGAACUGGCUGAAACAAGAUACGCUAAAUGAACAGACUGAACUGGAGAGAAAACUUCAGGAAGCUGAGAUUGCUGCUAACUCUGUAGUGUCACUGAUACCAUUAUUUAAAGACUUCCUUGCUGGGUUUGAUAGUGAAAGUGUGAGCAGUUCAAUCGACAUAUUGAAGGCCAAGUUAGCUGAUAAUGAAAAUGAAAAUAAUGCUCUUAGAAAGAAAGUUCUGGAAAAGGAGGACUAUAUUCAGGAGCUUUCUUCUUUUAUCCAGAAAGAAAAAGCAAAUACCUUAAAAACAAGUCAGCUUUCACAUUCAGUGAAAUCCGUACAAUCUCACCUGCAGCUCCAGAUUCAAAAAAAAGAAGCUGAGAACGAUCAGUUGAAAUCACACCUGAAGAGCUUAAAAGCUAAGAUAGCUGAGUGGAAGCUACAACUGAAAACAUAUGAGCAGCAAGUUGUUACCCUGAAGCAGACAAAUGAGCAAAAGAAAAUUGCCCUGAAAAAAGCAUCUAAAGUUUGCAAAGAAAGAGCUGACUCUUUUACAACAAAUAUUGAAGAUCUGACUUCUCAGAUUAGAGAUCGGGAAGCCAAAUUGUCUGAAGCACUUUCAGCUUCCCUUGCCUGGAAAAGUCAUUAUGAGAAAGCUAUAGAAGAAAAGACAGAUUUGGAGGUCCGGGUUGAGACUCUGAAAAAGAAAAUCAUAAAUCUCUUGGAGGAACAACAAAAGAAGGAAGAUCCUGGAAGGAACUCAAGUAAAGAUUUUCUUAAAAAACUUCACUCUAGUGAUUCAGAAAAUGAAAACAUUCUUCUUGAGAAUGAAAAAUUAAAGAUCACACUUGCUGAGUUGGAGGAAAAAAUUAUUUCAGUUGAAAAUGAACGCUUGGAAUUACAAGAAGUGGAGAAAAAGCAGAAAGCCCUUGUUGAAGUGUAUAAAACUCAGGUACAAAAGUUACAAAAGGCAGUCGAAGACGUGAAAAGCAGAUAUGAAAAACUAGUUUAUGAAAAAAAGCUAAUAACGCAAACCAAAAAGUCAACAUUGGAGGAGGUGAGGGGCCAGAUGGAGUCACACUCGAAGGAGUUAGCACAUGUGCAUGGUCUGCUGGAGGGGGCUGAGCUGAAGCUGCUGGACUGUCAGCAGAGGCUCCUCUACUGCAAAGGCAGAUACACAGACCAGUCCCAAACCAUCCAGGAACUUCGGACUCAGAUUGAUGAUAAUCACAGCCUUUUGAAAACAUUCUCUUUGGAAGAGGAAAAUAGUUCCAAAUUGAAAUGUGAAAACCUUAAACAAAAAUUAGAACAGAUGGAUGCAGAAAAUGAAAAGCUUGAAAGGAAGGUGGCAAGUCAGGAAGAGUACCUGAAGAAGAACAGAUUCAAAUUUAAAGAGAAAUCUGCCGAGUACAAUGCCUUGGCCAGGCAGCUGGAAGUUGCACUAGAAGAAGGAAAACAAAAGGUUUCAGAAGAAAUAGAGAAAAUGACAUCCCGAGAACAGGCUUUACAAACAAAAAUAUCAGACCUGGAAAGUGAGCUUAGGAAAAAAAAUGAAGAACAAAACCAGCUUGUUUGCAUAUUGAAUACUAAGGAACACCACCAGGAAAUAUGUUUGAAAGAAAUACAACAUAGCCUUGAAAAGACAGAGAAUCAGAAUGAGAGUAUACUGAAUUAUGUACAGUUUCUUAAAAACUCUUAUGUAACCAUGUUUGGGUGAAAUAAUUUCUAUUUCAUUUGAUUCCAGCUUUUCUUUUGAUUUUUAUUAUGGAUCCCAAAAGUGAUUAGGUUAAAAAAAAUUACCAUUAUGCACCAAUAACAUCAGUAUGUUGUGAGUUUUGGGGGAGACCAUGCACAUGAUGGGUAAUUGAUGAUUCAGCUAACACUGGAUAAAACAAGAUGGAUGUGACCAAUUUUUUGUGAUCGGAGAAUACUUGUUGAAGUACUUUUGGCUUCAAAUGUUUUGGUUAUGUUAAAGAAGAAACCUGAAUCAUAUUAUUUCAUGAAUGCAUAGCCCAGUUCCUUUUCAGGCUGUAAUGAUUCUAGGCCCAGUUUGUUCCAGACCUGCUAUAAAUUAUAAGGCUGAAUAUAUUGAUAACAAAAAAAUAUCUGUCUGGAUUUUAGUUUUUGGUAGUUGUAGUAUAAUAUACAGAUAAUUGAAAACUCCUGAAACACUUUGGUUUAAUACCUAGUUUUGUACAUGUGCU